Drosophila rhopaloa is the source of this 2487-nucleotide messenger RNA. RefSeq names its product G2/mitotic-specific cyclin-A. The coding region runs from base 424 to 1878 and encodes 484 amino acids. The transcript is spliced from 7 exons. Gene Ontology annotation, molecular function: cyclin-dependent protein serine/threonine kinase regulator activity. Gene Ontology annotation, biological process: regulation of cyclin-dependent protein serine/threonine kinase activity; mitotic cell cycle phase transition. Lineage: Eukaryota; Metazoa; Arthropoda; Insecta; Diptera; Drosophilidae. Gene Ontology annotation, cellular component: cytoplasm; cyclin A2-CDK2 complex; nucleus. The record is from RefSeq and is a predicted model, not a curated record.
GGAAAAAAUCAAACGAAGCUAGCAAUUGCUUUUCAACCGUGAUCCACACAACAAGUACGGAGUUUCAAAAUAGUGAAUAUUAUAUUAGCAGAAUCCGUGUGAGCGUAUACAAAACAAGGAAACAAAUUCCAACGCUCCCGUGACACAAAAUGCUAUAGAAAUUGAAAGUCAAAUGAAUUCUUUACAAACCUGUGUGUGUGCGUGUAAUUUAAGCGUCAAUUUUUUGAUGAUAAAAUUUGCCUUCAUUUAUUCAUGUGUGCGUCGUUGAGCAUAUGAGCCUGCGAUAGUGUGUGUGUGUUGGUGUGAGCGUCGAGCAUAAGAAAAAACAACAACAGCAACGCUUAGCGAAAAAGGGGAACAAAGAGAACAGCGAGACAAGACUCCAUCUUAGCAGACGAAGAAAGGAACAAAAAGGAGGACACGAUGGCCAGUUUCCAGAUCCACCAGGACAUUAGCAACAAGGAGAACCCGGGCAUAAAAAUUCCGGCCGGAGUGAAGAACUCUAAGCAACCGCUGGCCGUAAUCGCUGGGAAAUCAGAGAAAAAUGCGCUUGCGCCACGGGCAAAUUUCGCCGUGCUUAAUGGCAACAACAAUGUGCCGCGUCCUAUCGGGAAAGUGCAAGUCUUUCGUGACGUAAGGAACCACGUUGUCGAUGAAAAUGUGGAGUAUGCUGCCAAGAAAUCGAAUGUGGUGCCCGUGGUGGAGCAGUUUAAGACAUUCUCCGUAUACGAGGAUAACUGCGACACCCAGGUGGCACCACCUGGCAAAUCCUUGGCCUCCAUGGCCUAUAAAGAAAACCAAUAUGCCGUAAAGAUCGAUGUUGUGCAAAAGGAGUUCGUCGACUGCGACUUGGAUGGCACGCCCAUGUCCGUCACGGAUGUCUUGUCACCCAUGUCGGUGGAUCGCUCGAUUCUUGGUUCCAUCCAGUCAAACGACAUCAUCGAAUCGGGAGCCACGCCAGGGGGACAAGUUAAGGAGUUGCCACCGCGCAACGAUCGCCAGCGAUUCUUCGAAGUGGUCCAGUACCAAAUGGACAUACUUCAAAAUUUCCGGGAGAGCGAGAAGAAGCAUCGCCCUAAGCCACUCUAUAUGCGCAGGCAGAAGGACAUUAGUCACAAUAUGCGCUCCAUCCUGAUUGAUUGGCUGGUGGAAGUUUCCGAGGAGUACAAGCUGGACACUGAGACGCUCUACCUUUCCGUCUUCUAUCUGGAUCGCUUCUUGAGCCUAAUGGCGGUGGUCCGCUCAAAGUUGCAGCUGGUGGGCACAGCAGCCAUGUACAUUGCCUCGAAAUACGAGGAGAUCUAUCCUCCAGAGGUGGGUGAGUUUGUGUUCCUCACAGACGACAGCUACACCAAGGCGCAGGUGCUGCGCAUGGAGCAGGUCAUCCUGAAAAUUCUUUCGUUUGAUCUAUGCACACCGACUGCUUAUGUCUUCAUCAACACGUACGCUGUGCUGUGCGAUAUGCCCGACAGGCUGAAGUUCCUGACACUGUACAUAUCUGAACUGUCGCUAAUGGAGGGAGAAACGUACUUGCAAUAUUUGCCCUCACUUAUGUCGUCCGCUUCGCUCGCAUUGGCUCGUCAUAUCCUGGGCAUGGAGAUGUGGACGCCGCAGCUGGAGGAGAUCACAACCUACAAACUGGAAGACCUGAAAACUGUGGUCCUGCAGCUGUGCCAAACCCACACAACGUCGAAGGAGCUCAACACGCAGGCCAUGCGGGAAAAGUACAAUAGAGACAAGUACAAGAAGGUGGCUAUGAUCGAAUCAAUUGAGCUGACCAAGGAUGACUUUGAUCAGCUUUGCCAGGCCUAUAACGCCAAGCAAAAUGAGAAUCAGCGCCAGCAACAGGAGAACGUGAAUUUGUUUUAUAAGUUUUAAGUGUUUUGCGCCUCUGCCAUGGUCAAAUUUUAUUUUAGUUUAGUGUUUCCAUGUACCAUUUCGUAGAUUUAAUUUUAAGUUAACGCAAUUGAGGAAUCGCAGUUCGGUGCCACAAGACCAGUUGCAUUCGAGCUCUGCAUUGGUUGGCCGAUUGGCAAGCUCCCGUAACAAGUACUGGACAAUUUUAUAUGCGCGCCAUAUAAAAGAUUAGUUGCCAACAAGUACGUUCACUUUCCAACACCAACAUUCACGUCUGUCCACGGUGAGAGCUUGCCACGCCAAGCGUGAGCAGUAGGAACUGCGGCAGUCUUAGAAAACGAACCGACCAACAACGAGCUGAACUAAAAUGCAGAACCCACUAUUCACACACCGAACCUAGUUGUUCUGCUCAGGCUACCGAUAUUUUAUAUUUUACGUUACCACUUCAUCAAUUUCUGUUCUCCAUGUAUUUUUAUGUAUUUAUAAAUUGAAUCAUAUGGAUGUAUACAAUGUGUCUUUUGCAGGAACAGCUCGAAGAAUUAUUUUACAAAAACAUAUUUAUAUACUAACUAUUAGGCCAUGAAUGUUCUGUGAACCACGAAACAAAUACAAACGUCAAUAUUUACAAAA